This is a messenger RNA of Rhipicephalus sanguineus (brown dog tick), 3737 nucleotides long. It is a transcript of the gene Mat89Ba, whose product is annotated as nucleolar protein 6. The transcript is spliced from 22 exons. The record is from RefSeq and is a predicted model, not a curated record. Gene Ontology annotation, cellular component: CURI complex; small-subunit processome; UTP-C complex. The coding region runs from base 108 to 3659 and encodes 1183 amino acids. NCBI's taxonomy places the organism in Eukaryota, Metazoa, Arthropoda, Arachnida, Ixodida, Ixodidae. Gene Ontology annotation, biological process: tRNA export from nucleus; rRNA processing.
AUCGUAGCACAUGGCGGCCUGCAUGGAUGGGUGUUUGCGUCGUGUUGUCGCGACCUGUGUGAACACAUGUUGAUCAACUUCAGCGUCGCAACAGCCAUUUACAGGCAAUGAAGCGUCCGGCCAAGUCAGCAAAGUCAACGGUGUCGCGGCAGGCCAAGAUGGCGCCGUCCAAAUCGAGAAAGCCUCCGCCAAAACCGCCUUCACCUGAUCCGGAGUCGGAGGAUGACUUCGACGACGAGGAGGACGAAGACCUGGACUAUUCCGAUGGCGACCAGGACAUCUCGCAGUUUAUGGGUGGCCUCGACGAUGAUGACGAUGCCGAACAAAACGCAGAGUCCGGGGCAGGCCAGAAGCGUGCCGUCGACUCCGCGGCUGACUCGCAGGCUUCCAAGAAGCUCAAGAAGUCGGACUUGUACAAGCCACCGACGGCCGAAGAGCUUAACAACCUCAAGGAGGUUGAGACGUUGUUCCAUUCGAACCUGUUUGGCCUGCAGCUGUCGGACAUGCUGAAGGAAAUCACCCCGAAAGAGAAGCACAACCACCACUUUGAUGCCUGGCUCGGCCUCUUCCGAAAGACGCUCACAACUAUUCCUUCCUGGGACCACGCUCGAGACAAACCCGAGACCAUGCUGAAAAAGGUGGCACUUCCGCUGCCGACCGAAUUGCCGCGUGACCCGAAGUGCCGCUUCCGGUUCGUGCCCCCCAGCGCCGUUCAAGUGGUGGGGAGUCACGCCUUCGGCGGGGCCGUCGGUCCGGACGCGGUCGUGGACCUGGCGUUAGAAAUGCCUCUGGAAUGCUUCGAGAAGACGGACUUCCUGAACCAGCGCUACCACGUGAAGCGGGCGCUCUACCUCGCGGUCAUAGCAUCUCGUCUCCGGAAGUCGGAACUGGUUGAAGAGAUGGCAUUCGGCACUCAUCGCGGAGAUGUUGCAGCUCCCGCGCUGCUGCUGAGGCCUUCGGGCCAAGCUGGGAAGCACUUCCGAGUCAGACUGCUUCCUUAUCCGUGCGCGGAGCAGUUCAAGGAAUCCCGGUUCGUUCCGGCACGCAGCAACCUGCGGGCGUCGUGGUUCUUCAAGGACAACUCCAGUGCAGGCAUUUCUGACGAACUGCCAUCGCCGCAGUACAAUGCCUCGGUGUUGGCCGACAUGCGCAUGGUGGCCAACGCGAGGUUUCUCUCCGAGAAGCUGGCGCAGGCUCCUGCCCUGGUCGAUGCCAUCCGCCUGCUGAAGGUGUGGCUGAGGAAACGCCACCUUGACCAGGGUCCCGGAGCCUUCUCAGGUUUUGCGAUGACCCUGUACCUGGUUCACCUGCUGAUGAAGCGUCAGCUGAGCCCGAUGAUGAGCUCGUACCAGGCUGCGCGGUUCGUCCUGCUGACUCUCUCCCGUUCUGACCUCACCAAGGAAGACAUCACGCUGUGCACCGAGCCAGUCGCAAAUCAGCCCUCCCUGGAGGACUUUCACGCCAGCUAUCCGCUGGUUCUCAUCGAUGCUGGUGGCUUCCUCAACAUCUGUGCAUCAGUGAGCACAGAAGCUUAUCUCAGGGUCCGGCACGAGGCUCGUCUGGCAAUCGCUUUCCUUGACUCAUGCUCAGCGGACAGCUUCGAAGUGCUCUUCGUGAGGCCGCUGCCUUUUGAACGCACAUUUGACUGCUUCCUGUUGCUUAGCAAGGAAGACUUGGAGUCCGCAGUUGAGGCUCAGUCUCUCCGCGCAGAGCUGGCAGAUUUCAGUGGCUUGAAAUCGAGGCCAGUUGCAAAAGCCGUGUGUCAGCUCCUGCGCAGGGGAUUUGGCAGCCGAGCCGAUCUGGUGUCAACACGUAUACCUAUGCCAUCAGAGUGGAAGAUCAAUCAGGAGCCUCCGAUCGUGCACGAGUCCCUGGAGAUUGGGUUCCUCCUCGAUGCUGCGCACUGCUACGCCACGGUGGAGCGCGGUCCGGCUGCGGACUCGCCGGAUGCACCCGCGUUCCGACAGCUGUGGGGAGAGCGAUCCGAACUGCGCCGGUUCCCGGACAGCAGCAUUCUGGAAGCGGUCGUCUGGCCGGGAAAGUCUGCCUGCGAGCGUCGCAACAUCGUUCUCAGGAUCGCACGGCACCUUCUGUCAAGGCACGCUGGCAUCGAAUCGUGCACCGUGGUUGGAGAUUUCCUGGAUCCACUGUUGUGCCCUGCAGGCGUCGACUUUUCGUCGUCGCACCCUUACGGCACUGGCGAGGAGCUCGGGGACGAGGUGGUCUCUGUGUACGAUGAGCUGGCGCGCACACUGCGUCGUCUACAUGACCUUCCACUCACCGUGUCGUCUGUCAGGGGCACGUCUCCUACCCUGCGCCUGACCGAGGUCUUCCCGCCGUUGAAGGGGGCCUUGUCUACGGACUUUGGCACGUGCUUUGUCCAGGACAAUGUCUACAUGAUGCCGCUUCCUUUCAAGGCCCACAUCCCACACCUCAUACCUGUCUCAACAGUUGUGGUACACAUGGAAGCCACGGGCAAGUGGCCCGACGACCUGGAGGCCCUGCGCCGCGUGAAGGCCGCAUUCCACCUCACCCUGGCUCGGCUGCUGCGCGACAACGAGCACCUGAUCACAGCUGCACACCCGGAUUACGUCGACGUCUUCAAGGGCGGCUUCGUGUUUCGAGUGCGCAUCGCCGCCCACAAGGAGAUUGGACUGGCACGGCAGAACGUUGCACCGAAUGGGGCCAUCAAAAUUAGGGACACUGAGCUCAGCUCUAAGAUCGAGUUGGAAACCGAGAUCUUGCCUGGCCUCACCAGCACAUUACAUGGUCUCCAGCAACAGCACAGCACUUUCAGUGCUGCCUGUCGACUGGCCAAGCGCUGGGUGGCUUCUCACCUCCUAAGCAACCACGUGUCCGAGGAAUGCAUUGAACUGCUCGCUGCCGCUGUCUACGUCUCCCCCGCACCAUACGUCGUGCCUAACUCGGCGAGGCUAGGCUUUCAGCGAUUCCUGGCCCUCCUUGCAAACCACGACUGGGCGAGGCAGCCACUCAUCAUCAACUUGGCCGACAAGUUCACUAAGGACCAGGUGGCGGAGUUGCACUCUACCUUCGUCAACCAGAGGUCAACGCUGCCCCCGAUGUUCAUCGCCACGCCUCUGGACGGGCGGCAUCCGUCGCUCUGGACGCGGCACUCCCCAACGGGACAAAUAUUGCGACGCCUCACGGCCCUGGCGAGGGAGUCGCUCCGUGUACUGGAGGAGCAAGUCCUGUGUCCCGUCGAAGCCGACGUCAGGCAAAUCUUCCGGCCUCCGCUGGAACCAUACGAUGUGAUCAUCCACCUCGACGUGAAGCGUGUGCCCACCACCCACACGGCCGUGGACUGUGCCUUCAAAGCUGCACUGAGGCCAUUCAAGGGCGAUGUCCUUCCGGUCGUUGGCUUCGACGUUGUGUCGUACUACGUGCGAGCGCUUGAGGAUGCGUACGGAGAACUUGCACUCUUCUUCUACGACCGCUACGGGGGCGACAUAGUGGCCGUCCUGUGGAAGCCGAACGCCUUCGUGCCACAGCCACUGAAGGUCUCCCACAUUGGAGGCUACAUGCUCAAGGGAAAGGACAUGAUGGUGCCCAACGUGGAAGCCAUCUUGGAGGACUUCAGCAUCCUGGGCAAAGGCCUGGUCGAAUCCGUCGAGGCGAGGUCCACCAAGUGGACCAUCUAGGUGAUGCUCUGCGUAGGAACUUAUUAUUUUAAUUAUUGAACAUUGCGCUAUGUAAAUAAAUCACUUCUGCACGACAAA